This is a messenger RNA of Portunus trituberculatus (swimming crab), 2468 nucleotides long. RefSeq names its product ribosomal L1 domain-containing protein 1-like. The transcript has 9 exons. The record is from RefSeq and is a predicted model, not a curated record. Lineage: Eukaryota; Metazoa; Arthropoda; Malacostraca; Decapoda; Portunidae. Bases 171 to 2288 code for a protein of 705 amino acids.
CCAGGUGUUAGCCAAGAUCAAGAUCAACUAAGAGCACAUGUGUGAGACUGUUGUUGUGCGUUUGGUGCUCCCUCGUUCCUCCACCUGCACCGCCUUUCACAGCGGAUAAGAGUGUGCUUGGAGACAAGACCACCGGAAAGCGGACGUUAUCCUGACCCCACACCAUCAAGAUGGCAAAACUAUCAACCAGAAAGUCUAACAAAAACAGAAGCGGUGCUGCUUCCAGCCAGCUCAGUGCAUCCAAGUCACGGCCCAAUAAAAAACUCAAGAAUGGCAUUAAGAAAGAUAUCCCUUUAAAGAAGGCCAUCAAGAAAGAUUCCCUUUUAAAGAAGGCCAUUAAGAAAGAUGCCCCUUUAAAGAAGGCAAUUAAGAAAGAUACCCCUUCUGAAAAGGCUGUUAAGAAAGAUACUCCUUCUAAGAAUGGCAUUAAGAGAGCUACCCCUUUAAAGAAGGGCAUUAAAAAAGAUACCCCUUCUAAGAAUGGCAUAAAGAAAGAUACCCCUUCUAAGAAUGGCAUUAAGAAAGAUACCCAUCUGAAGAAGGGCAUUAAGAAAGAUACCCCUUUAAAGAAGGCCCAUAAGAAAGAUACCCCUUCUAAGAAGGCCAUUAAGAAAGACACCCCAUCUAAAAAGGCUAUUAAGAAAGAUACCCCUUCUAAGAAAGGCAUUAAGAAAGCUGUCCCUUCAGGUUCUGCUUCCCAUCCCACAAAGAACAUAGUCUCUCAAACCAAACAAACCCCAGUAAAAAAGGAGGGAAAUAAAAGACGCCCACGGUUAAAAACCAGAAGCAAGAAAACAAGAGGAGCGAAAGGAAGGCCGGUCCUUGCAAGGAAACGUGAAUUGGUGGUGAGGCACUUUAUGAAGGGAUCAAACAAAGAUAAAAAGCUGAUGAAAAAGUUUGCCAAUAAUGAGAAACUAGCUCCUAAAAACAAGGUUACAAAGAUGGAUCCUGCACAACUGGUCAACCUUGAGUUGGUGCAGGCAGCUAUCAGCGGAUUGAGGAAACUUCCAACAGUUGGGAAGAUUGAAAGAAAGAGUCUCCAUGAUAUAACCGAUGAAGAUGAACAUUUUGUCUACUUGCAAGUCACACUGUGCAAGGUCUCCAAAGUUACAGAUGACUUUCAUCUCACUGGACCAACUACAGUUAGCGUGUACCUUCCAAACAGCUUGGUGACAGACAGUACAGAUGUUAUCCUCAUUACCAAGGACUUGCAGAGAGGCAUCAAGAAGGACCACCAGAACUCCUUGAACUACUUCAAGGAGCUGCUGCAUGUCAAGGGGGCCUCGUCCUUAAUAAGUGAAAUCAUCCCUCUUCGUCAGUUGAAGCUCGAGUAUAGGGAGUUUGAGGCCAAGAGACUCCUUGCCAACCGUACAGACAUGUUGCUCUGUGAUGACACUAUCAUGAGAUUUAUCCCUAAAUUCCUAACCAAAUAUUUCUACGUUAAGAAAAGAUUGCCAGUCCAGGUGAAUCUCAAGGCAAUUGAUCUACAGAAGGAAAUACAACGAGCACUCUCAGUGUCCAAGCUCUUUUUCAGUAUGAAGGGAAACUCUUCUCUCAUGAAGAUUGGUCGCAUGGGUCAGACAGAUGAAGAAAUACAGCAGAAUGUAUUAGCGGCUGUAGCCAAGCUGGCCAGCCAUGCUCCAGGGGAGUGGGCCAACAUCCAGUCCUUGAGUCUCAAACUGGAAAGGACCAGUUCUAUCCCUAUAUAUGCCAACAUGAACUCACUGAACAAAGUGAAGUCAGUAGCACCGAAACAACUGUUCCCUGGUAAACCUGUGUCUGGCACCCUCACCACAGUGCCUGGAAAGUGCAUCACUGUCUUCCCUGAUGGCAGUGUGACAGUAACUAGUCUUAGGAAGAACAAAAGCAGACUGGCUAAGGAGAAUGAAACAAAUGAAAUUGAGAAAAAAGUUGAUAAAUCCAAGUCCAAAGGUGGCAAGAAAAAUAAAGAAAGAAAGAAGUCAGCCAAAUCAAAAAGUAAGGUAGAAUUACCAGAGACAGAAACAGAAGUGAGCACCACAAAGAAAGAAGCAGGGGAAAAGAAGACUAAGAGGAAAAUGACAGAGAAAAAGAGCAGCAAGGCCAAGAAACAAAAGAAAGUGGAUGGCUCAGAUGCAGACUCAGAUCUGGAGUCUGAGGAGGAUGACUUGGAGAAGCAGGAAAUGUUGUACCUCAAACAGCUGAACCAAGAGAAAGAGUCAGCAGGUGGCCAGGAGAAAGACGAAGACUCAGAGGAGGAUGUUUGGGCAGACAGUGACAGUGACAGCAACAUGGAAGACAGUGAAUGAAGCAAGAAAGAUAGGAGGCUCAAAGGAGGAAGGAAAAGGAAAGGGAAUGAUAACGAUUUAUUGAUGUACUGUAUACUUUCAUCGAAGCCUUAACAUUCAUAACAUCUGUUAAAUGUCAUGGAAGAAUUUUAUAAUUCUUGUAAUGCAUUAAAAUAAGGGAAAUAAACUUCAAGUCUCUAA